Messenger RNA from Panonychus citri (citrus red mite), 733 nucleotides. RefSeq names its product 40S ribosomal protein S7-like (gene RpS7). Gene Ontology annotation, cellular component: small-subunit processome; 90S preribosome; cytosolic small ribosomal subunit. The transcript is spliced from 4 exons. Gene Ontology annotation, biological process: rRNA processing; ribosomal small subunit biogenesis; translation. The coding region runs from base 112 to 693 and encodes 193 amino acids. The record is from RefSeq and is a predicted model, not a curated record. Lineage: Eukaryota; Metazoa; Arthropoda; Arachnida; Trombidiformes; Tetranychidae. Gene Ontology annotation, molecular function: structural constituent of ribosome.
AUCCGUAUGAAGUUAAGUUGAAUGGUUUCUUGUGAUUUGUUUAUAUUUUUCACUUUUUGAUUUAGUUUAAAUUUAAUUUAAUUAAAUUCGUUGGAUAUUAAUUCUGUGAAUAUGCAUCCUCAUCACGCUAAAAUCGUUAAAAAGCCUGGAGAGAAAGUAGAUGAAUUUGAAUCUGCAAUUUCACAGGCUUUAUUGGAGAUUGAAUUGAAUCCUGAAUGUAAGGCUCAAUUAAGGGAACUUCACAUUGUUGGUGCAAAGGAAAUAGACGCUGAUGGAAGGAAAUCAAUCAUUAUUUGGAUUCCACCUCCACAGCUUAAAGGCUGGCAAAAAGUUCUCGUUCCCGUAGUUCGUGAAUUGGAGAAGAAAUUUAGUGGUAAAACAGUUGUGUUUGUAGCUAAAAGAACCAUUUUACCAAAACCAACAAGAAAAGUGAGGUCCAAGUCCAAGCAAAAGAGACCUAGAAGCCGAACUCUAACUGCUGUCCACGACGCUAUUCUUGGAGAUAUUGUCUACCCUGCUGAAAUAGUUGGUAAAAGGACUCGAAUUUGUCUUGAUGGAAGACGCUUAUUCAAAAUUCAUUUAGACAAAUCUUAUCAAACCAAUAUAGAGCACAAAACCGAUACAUUUGCUGCUAUUUACAAGAAGCUCACUGGUAAAGAGGUUAAAUUCGAAUUCCCUGAACCUUUGUUUUGAUCGAAAAAUAUGUUGAAAUAAAAUUAAUCACAAUCAACGA